CUGCGAAAUGCAAUCCCGCCAAUCUAUUUUGCUUUAACAGGCUUUUCUUAUCUUUGUGCAAUUCAAAAGAUGCGAAAAUGGAGCCAGGGUUAAUAGCAGUGGAUGAAUGGAAUUGCAACAGAAAAGCGUAUUUUCUAACUCAUUUGCAUUUAGAUCACAUCGAUGGCUUUUCUUCGAAAUGGCGAAGAGGCCCUCUUUACUGUUCCGCUUUAACCGCAUCCCUCCUUGCCAUAAAAUUCCCAGCAUUUGACAAAACACUAAUACACAUUCUGGAGGUGGGAUCGCCUUCCCUUGUAUCUCUUGGUUCUGUUGAAAUGCUGCUGGAAGUCACCCCAAUUGAAGCUCAUCACUGCCCAGGUGCUGUUAUGUAUUUGUUUCGUGGCAAGUCCGGAUGUGAAUUGUACACUGGUGAUUUUCGUUGGGAGGUCCAGGGUCAGAGUUCUAGGAUUGGUAAGGAGCAACUCCUUACUGCACUUGGUGGAGAAAAAGUCCUCUAUCUUCAUCUAGACAAUACCUUUUGCAAUCCAUGCUUUGAGUUUCCUCCUCGUAGUGUUGCAGCCGAGAAGGUUGUUAACAUUAUUUUGCUUCAUCCCAAGCAUGAUAUCGUUAUAGGAAUUGAUACAUUGGGUAAGGAAGAGUUGUUGCUUCACAUUGCAAACACUUUAAAGAUAAAGAUCUGGGUUCGACCUGAACGUCUACAAACUAUGCAUCUUCUUGGGCUUCCUGAUGUUUUCACAAUAGAUGCAUCUGUUACCAGAGUGCGUGCAGUGCCACGUUAUAGUCUCACUCUCCAGACUCUAGAUGUGUUGAACUCAAUGCAUCCGACAAUUGGUAUUCUUCCGACAGGUUCUUCAUUUCUUUUUCAGUCUACUAGCACUGAAGGUUCCUUUUGUAAGAAUACCCAUCUGAAUGCGGCCUGCAGGAAAAUUGGAGGAAGUUUGGAUUGUCGUAUUGGAGGAGAAAGAGCUUACACAAAUGCAAGUCUAAUGAAAAAUUGCAAUCUGGGAUCAUCAAAAAAUUCUGUCACUUCGAUUGAUGGGAAGCUGUACUUAGUACCAUACUCUCUACAUUGUUGCUUCCCUGAGAUACGAUCUUUUAUUGAGCUUAUCAGACCAUCCCACUUGUUUGGGAUUGUACCAUCCACUACUCUUAAUCCUAACAUUUAUUUCAGUCAUUUAUGCAGCCGAAAGCAGUUGUAUAUGCAGGAUGAAGUGCAUGACAACACAAAAUGCAUAUCAGUAGAAAGAGACAUUAUUAGGCAAGCAAAUCAUUGUAGCUAUGAAUGCAAAGAUGUUCUCAAAGUUCAUUCCAGAACUAGAUACAAUGCUUUAUACAAUAAAAUAGUAUCCAGGGCAAAAUUGAGAAAUUAUAUCUCAAUCUAUUCAAACAAAGUAAACAGAUAUAGACGAAAAGGCUGUGGUACGAAGAUUAGUCAUUGUGAUAAUGACAAAUAAGUUACAGAAGGAAAUCCUUUUAACAAUGAUAAUUGAAGACCCCUUCUAUAAGGGGGAAAAGGUAUUGAUAAAUUAGUGUGCCCUUUUUUCUUCUUUGUUUCUUGCAGUAAUGUGUAUUAUUGGCUAAUUGAAGUUCUUUUGUACUUCUUUC
Cryptomeria japonica (Japanese cedar) is the source of this 1605-nucleotide messenger RNA. RefSeq lists its product as uncharacterized. The record is from RefSeq and is a predicted model, not a curated record. The transcript has 4 exons. Gene Ontology annotation, biological process: interstrand cross-link repair; protection from non-homologous end joining at telomere; double-strand break repair via nonhomologous end joining. Gene Ontology annotation, molecular function: damaged DNA binding; 5'-3' DNA exonuclease activity. The coding region runs from base 78 to 1454 and encodes 458 amino acids. Lineage: Eukaryota; Viridiplantae; Streptophyta; Pinopsida; Cupressales; Cupressaceae.